GAUAGGGCAUUAAGAAAAGGACAGAGUACCGGGGCAUGGACUGUCGGCUGACGGAACGCAGCCUGGUGCCUUGAUGCGGGACAGGGGCUCACUGGAGGCUCUCUGAUGAAAUGUCCUAUCUCAAACCAUCUGGGAAGGAGUUGGAGAGGUUUGACGGGUUAUCGCUCAUCUAUUGGACAUUAAUGGGUCCAUACGGGAUGGAUCGUAGUGUGUACUGCAUGGAAUUCACAGACUGCACCAAUGGAUUGGGGAUUAAAGUAAUCGGAGGAAAUCGGGAUUUUAGUAGAGAGGAAUACGGAGUUUACGUAAAAAGAAUUCUUCCCGGAGGUGUGGCUUAUGCAGAUGGACGGCUGCAACCUGGAGACCAGAUACUGGAGGUGAAUGGAGAUAGCUUGCUGGGAGUGACAAAUGAAAGAGCUGUUGAUAUUUUGAGAUCGGCCUCCGCCACGAGCUACAUGCGCCUCCUCAUAGCCCGAGAUGAAGAAGCCAGGAAGGAAUUUGCAGAACUACUGGAGAAGUAUGGCUCAUAUAGCGACGCUAGCUCCUCGAGAAGUUCACCCAUAAUGCACAGCAGCAGGUAUCUGGAAAGCACUUCCUCAGAAUCUUCGUCACGUUCCCAGAGUCCUUUGCUGCUGAGUCCAGCCAGUUCUGCUAGCCAAUUCUUGGGAAGCUCUAGCCUCUCCCCGCACUCUCUUUCAAGUGACUCUGGAAUCCAAACCAUCUCCAUAUCAAAGUCUACGGGCCUUGGACUAAUGAUCAACGGAGGUUCCAAUCGACCAGACGGACCCAUGAUCUAUGUGGAAGAGAUUCUGGCUGAAGGAGAUAGUUAUAGGGACGGGCGUCUCCGAGCCGGUGAUCAGUUGGUUGCUAUCAAUAAAGAUUCCAUGGUCGGGAUCACCAAUGAAGAGGGCAAAAGGAUUCUGGCCAAAACCAGAUUUAGGCAAAACAGCUGCACAGAUGUGUCCUUUAUCCCUACGACAGGACGUGUCUCCAGCAUGUCGGGGGCCUGCAGUCCCACCUCGCCACAGCACAGGAUUCUGGGAAAUGGUCUACCCUCCUGCAGACUAAAAGUCCAUGUUCGGUCCCCUGAGUGCCGCCAAGAAAAUCAUGUGCCUUCACCCUCGCCUGACAUCUGCCCUCCUGAAUUAACCGUGUCAGCUCCGGUGUCCCCACCAAAUCACCAAUUAUCUAGUAGCAGCAAGGAGAAGGUGUCACUGGAUCCACAUGUGAGACUCAAGGAGGAGAAGUUGGAACUGAUCCUGCAGUUCCUUGGACUUGAUGUUUCAGAGAAAAAAAGGAGAGAACUUCAUCAGGGUUUGGUAACAGACUGUCAGGGAACGGUAGCUUAUGGCGAUUUCUUGCAAGUGAUGCGGGACAGUCUGCAGGAGGAGAUGGAGGAAGCAGGCCUGGAUCACAGCUCUCUGAACUUCACGAAUUACCAAGCGGCCAAUUUACUUGAUACGUCUGCAUUUUAUUCACCUGUCAAUAAGGAGAUGGAGCUCCUGGGAUUCUGUGAAAAUGCUGACGAGGAACAUCUGCGGUUGGAGGUAUCUGACCUCAGACAGGAGGUUCGACAGCUGAAGAUUUUGCUAAGGGAGGCUGAAAAUAGUAAAAGGAUAUCCGAGGAGUCGGUCCAGAGACUAAACCAGAAGGUCAUGGGGCUGUUAUCGGAGAAUAGGUGCCUGCAGAACAAGCUUCAGGUGGCAGAGCUUGCCCAGCGCCAGGCGCACAGUGCGGAACAUGACUACGAAGAGGUUGUCCAUCUGCUGGAAGCGGAAAUCAAGGAGCUGAAAAACCAAAUGUCUGAAAAGAAGAAGCUAAUGGCGUUAGAGAUGCACGAGGGUUUGGAUCUCAAUCGACGGUUAUCUCUGUCCGAUUGUCAGCUGCGCAAGUCUGAAGUGUCACGGAAACAUCUCGAAAGCUCCAACAAGAAACUUUUCAGCUUCGUCCAGAAAAUCCAAACAAUAUUAACAUCUUCGCUUCAAGUAACCGAUGAGAAAAGAAGCAGCAGUCUUGAGAAAAAUCAAGGAGGUAGUCUGCUAAAUGUGACGAUACCGUCUGCAGAACUGCUAGCAACAGAAGUCAAUGACAUUCUAGAAUCAUGUAAUGCCAGCACUUUCAAUUAUAGCGAUUUACAGAAAAACCACAAGCCAUCGUGCCAGCCAGGACCUUCCAAUCUUCAUAUGAACUGGCCCUUUUCAUCGCCAUCACUACUUAAAACACACAAUAUUCACAAAGAUGAAGAGUUACUUUGCACAGCCAAAGAAGCCCAGGAGAAGACCUCUUAGGGAUGUCUCUCACCAGCUAUCUGUUCUGCAAUGUACACAUGGACAAAAAAAAAAACUGUUCAAAGACACAGACGCAGGGCCAGAGUUCAGGAUCACCAGACGGGACCAUUAUUGAAGAAAUAUCUUAUGAUCUAAUACUGUUGUGAAUACUGUGAAUACUGUAAAGAGGUUUGCGGAACGUUUUGUGGGAGACAAAUUGUAAUAAAGUGAAGAGUGAAGAGUACCUAAAAACCAAACUGAGGCUACUGAAGGAUUUUAGCCAAAACGAUUGCUGCCACGUGUACCAAUGGAUCGUACGCAUCUGAGCCUUUUUGUUGGGGCUGUGAUUCAAGACACGUUACUUUCAAACCCUGUUUUUUUGUAGGAAACAGUGUCGAAACUCACAGCUAAACAUAAAACAAACCUUGCUGUGUGAGUCCUUGCCAAUCCAUAGCACUAAACCAUGUGCUGCUACACGCCAUUGAAGCUGCCAUGACACUGCCCUUUGACAUCACUUGAAGCAAGGUUUGGCCCAAUAGUGACCACCUCCAUUAAGUCAGGCCGAGAUCAAGUCACAGCAUUGAUUUCUCAUUAUCUUUCAACUCGCCGCUGAACGAGUGUACACGAUGUGUUCAAUUUAACAUGUUGCAGAGACUAUGAAGUUAAAAA
Molecule: messenger RNA, 2936 nt
Organism: Pelobates fuscus (common spadefoot toad)
Lineage: Eukaryota; Metazoa; Chordata; Amphibia; Anura; Pelobatidae
Product: syntaxin-binding protein 4-like
Exons: 22
Coding region: 111-2288 (725 amino acids)
Molecular function (GO): protein binding
Source: RefSeq, a predicted model, not a curated record